CUUCGGGGUGACUUUGUGUGACUUUGGCCUCGCACAACAGUGCAAUAGCUUAGAAAGACUCGAUUCCUCUCUUCAAUCGCCAUUUGAUCUCCUUCCUCUCAGUGUCACAAAUCAUCUCUGCCACAACCCGCAUCAGCAUGGCUGCCGACAAACUCCAAACAUACCCUCUAAAGCCCCGCGUUUUCAUCUUGUCAGAUAUCUCGAACGAGCCUGAUGGUGCUGAGUCGUUAUGUCGCUACUUGCUGUAUGCCAACCAAUUUGAGACUGAGGGCCUGGUGGCAUGCACGAGUACGUGGAUGAAGAACGAAGUGUGUCCGCAGGACAUGGAGUCGAUCAUUGACGCAUAUGCGGGGGCUGUCGAGAACUUGAACAACCAUGUCCACCCUGACUGGCCAUACCCGACUGCUGAGUAUCUCAGGGGGUUGAUCAAGAAGGGUGCGGAGACAUACGGGAUGUCAGCAGUCGGACAGGACAUUCCACUGUCCGCUGGGGGUCAGCUACUCUAUGAUCGCAUAGUUGCUCCUUCCACACAGCCUCUAUGGAUCCUCUGCUGGGGCGGCACGAACACUCUCGCACAGGCUCUGAUCAAGAUCGAUGACGAGUACUCGCCCGAGGACUCUCAGCGCCUACUGUCACGUAUACGUGUAUAUGCAAUCUCUGAUCAAGAUGAUACCGGCGCAUGGAUCCGCAAUAACUUCCCUGACGUUUUCUAUAUUGCUUCAGUACAUGGGUGGAAUCAGUACGGUAUGGCUGCUUGGACUGGCAUCUCGGGGGAACAGUUCUACGGAUUCGAUCAAGGUGGACCCGACUUCUCGAAGAUGGAGAAGAGCUGGAUCAAAGAGAAUAUCCAGAUUGGUCCCCUCGGAAGCGCGUAUCCGGAUUACCUUUUCAUUCCUGAGGGAGAUACGCCGACAUUUCUCUACCUCAUCCAGAACGGUCUUGGUGUUCCCGAGUGCCCCGACUACGGGUCCUGGGGAGGUCGCUAUGCUCGGACAGACAUUAGUGGUGCCGGGCUAGGCAGCAACCACUACAGUGACGCAGUCGAUCGCGUGAAGGGCCUUGACGCCAGGACUCACACUUCAAACCAUGCGACUAUCUGGCGCUGGCGCGAUGCGUUUCAGAACGACUUUGCAGCGAGGAUUAAGUGGAGCAUGGAGUCUGAAUUUGGCAAAGUUAACCACCAUCCCGUAAUCCUCCUCAAUGGAACCAAAGAUCUCACGCCAGUGCGAAUCGACGCUGAGGCUGGCACUUCAGUUACUCUAGAUGCCAGCGGCACUUACGACCCCGAUGGCAGGAAACUCACAUACAAGUGGUGGCACUACCGCGAACCUACAGCGACGCAAUGGUGGGUGGAUGCCGAAGUUUCAGAGCUACAGAUCAAAAAGUUCGAUAGUGAGGGCAAGACUGUCAAAGUCACGCUGCCCCCGCCAGAGAAAUGUGCGGUCGAGCUCAAGAGCAGGAAGCCGGUGCUGCAAGGGCAGUUGCUGCAUCUGAUAUUGGAGGUCACCGACGAUGGAAAUCCAAGUCUGACGAGCUACAGGCGGGUGCUGAUCCAAGCUACGAACAAAGAUCUCAAAGGCGGGGGCAAUAACACGGAUGCCGUCGGGGAUUCAACGAAAGAUCUGUGGAGUAGGUACUGCGACAACGGAGCUACCACUGUGUAAUUCAGCGUAGUCGGUGGAUUUCUGGGUUGGAAGAGUGAAUUCAUGCGACAGCAAUGAUGUGGCAAGAGAUCGUACCCGACAUUCCCGUGACUGCGCCCGACGAAGGUCACGUGGCGCGCUAAGAAAAAGAACGGGCUGGUGCGACCUCGAGACGCGUCGACCAUGAACUCACUGAUCAUGUCUAAUUUCAAAAGGCUUGGCUGACGACUUUACGGCACUCAUACUGAAUGGAAAUGCCUCUAAAUUGUCGUUCCCUCUGCCAUUAAAG
Molecule: messenger RNA, 1932 nt
Organism: Didymella exigua CBS 183.55
Lineage: Eukaryota; Fungi; Ascomycota; Dothideomycetes; Pleosporales; Didymellaceae
Product: DUF1593-domain-containing protein
Exons: 2
Coding region: 138-1664 (508 amino acids)
Molecular function (GO): hydrolase activity, hydrolyzing N-glycosyl compounds
Source: RefSeq, a predicted model, not a curated record